AUGUCCGAAGCGGUGGCCACCUCUGCCCCUUUGUCCCAGGGCCUGGGCUAUGGGAUUAUUCUGGGCUUCGGUCUCGCCUUCGCCUUGGCCCUCAGUGCGGUCACGGCGGUUAGUCGCAGGAUGGCCCACGAGCACCAAGACGUCGAUGCAUAUCUGACCGCGAAACGUUCUAUCAAGACCGGUCUACUUGCAAGCGCCGUAGUCUCCUCUUGGUGUUGGGCAGCAACCAUCCUGAACUCAGUUCGCAUCGCCUACAUCUACGGUCUUCCCGGAAUUUGGUACUUCGCGUCAGGUUGUACUAUACAAAUACUCGCCUUUGCGAUCAUCGCCAUCGAGCUGAAGCGACGUGCGCCUCGAUGCCAUACCAUCAUGGAGGUCAUCCGCGUUCGCUGGGGUACAGCAGCGCAUAUCGUGUACCUCUGCUUUGGCAUUGCCACGCAGUUGCUGGUGGCGGCUGCUUUACUUCUGGGUGCUUCAGCGGCUGUCACGGCUAUCACGGGUGUGAACACUAUCGCUGCUCUCUACCUUAUUCCUACUGGUGUCGUACUGUAUACGUUGGCUGGAGGGCUUAAGGCAACUUUCGUUGCCGAUUGGAUACACACUGUGGUCAUCUACAUCAUCUUGCUGACGGUGAUGUUCAAGGUCGUCGCUACGUCGGAUGUCAUCGGCUCCCCGGCGAAGCUCUACGACAUGUUGACCGAGGCCGCCACAACCAAUCCUUGCUUCGGCGCUUAUGAAGGAAGCUACCUCACGAUGAAGUCAGCCGAGGGUUUGAUUCUUGCUGCUGUUAUCCUUGUCUCUGGCUUCGCGUCCGUCUGGGUGGAUCCUUCGUAUGGUCAAAAGGCCCUGGCGGGCACACCUGAAGCCGUCGUCGCUGGCUACUUCUGGGGCGGCGCAUGCUGGUACAUCAUCCCCUUCGCUCUCUCUGGCACCUGCGCCUUCGCCGCUGUUGUUCUUCAGGACACGCAAUACUGGCCAACACCGGGCGGAAUUACCGAAUACGUCUCGAAUAACGGCCUCAUUCUUCCGCUCACGGUCGAGGCUAUCAUGGGCAAGGGUGGAGCCGCGGCGAUCUUGCUGAUGGUCUUCAUGGCCGUCACCAGCAGCUCCUCGGCAGAGUACAUUGCUCUCAGCUCCGUCCUUACCUACGACGUGUACAAGCCAUACCUGAACCCGACGGCAAGCGAUAAGCAGCUCCUGUGGAUGGGCCACAUGUUCGUUGUCGGAUUCGCCAUCGUUUCGUCUUCGUUUGCGGUUGGACUUUACUACGCUGAGCUCAACAUGGCUUGGGUUCUCGAGUUCCUCGGCGUCGUCAUUGGCCCUGCCGUCAUACCUCUCGCAGGCUCACUCAUGAGCGACACCAUGACGAAGACGACGGCCAUAUACGCUCCGUUGUUCUCCCUCGCAGUGUCCAUUGCGGCCUGGCUUGGUGUCACCGUGCAGCAGUAUGGCGUGAUCAGUGUCAACACCACGUUCGGAAACUGGCCGAUGUUCGCAGGAUGCGUGGCUGGGAUCUUUACGCCUCUCCUUUGGCAUUGGGUCUCGCGUCUCAUCUUCCGCUCGUCGCCCAAGUACGAUUGGAGCCGACUCAUGACCAUGGAUGCGCUGAAGCCUCGCGCCGGAGACACAAUCUAUCCGAUUGAGAAAGUAGACGACCUCGGUCACUUCGAUCUCGGUUCGUUGGCAAGAGCUUCCCGUCGUGCUCGGUGGGGAUCUAUCGUCGCGGCCAUCGUCUUCUUGAUUAUCAUUCCCAUUCCCAUGUACGGCACCAACUACAUAUUCCCGAAAGCGGGGUUUGAGGCCUUCGUCGCGAUCGAAUUCAUUUGGGCUUGGGUUGCCGCACUUGUCAUCAUCUUCUACCCCAUUUGGGACUCUCGCGGCUACCUGAAGUCAGUGCUCUUGGGUAGCACGAGCCUACUCACGGGCAAGGGCGUAAUCUCGAACGACUCGGCCGAUUGCUCGGCAUCCAUCGACGAUAGCAGUGAGAAGGACGUCAAGGAGAACGUAUCCACUCCGGCUCACAGCUUACCUUCUGUUUGA
Molecule: messenger RNA, 2040 nt
Organism: Peniophora sp. CBMAI 1063
Lineage: Eukaryota; Fungi; Basidiomycota; Agaricomycetes; Russulales; Peniophoraceae
Source: the annotation of a GenBank genome assembly